This is a messenger RNA of Anguilla anguilla (European eel), 1784 nucleotides long. Its product is annotated as claudin-11-like. The record is from RefSeq and is a predicted model, not a curated record. Gene Ontology annotation, molecular function: structural molecule activity. Gene Ontology annotation, biological process: bicellular tight junction assembly; cell adhesion. Bases 324 to 977 code for a protein of 217 amino acids. NCBI's taxonomy places the organism in Eukaryota, Metazoa, Chordata, Actinopteri, Anguilliformes, Anguillidae. The transcript has 3 exons. Gene Ontology annotation, cellular component: bicellular tight junction; plasma membrane.
UUUCAAGAGAAGAAAAACUUUUUGUCUUUGCACGGGUUUCAUCGAAUGGAAUUAUCACGACCCAAUACUGCAGUUGUAUAUUCCUGACUUGGACGGACUCUGGAAGGAUACUAUAGGCUUUUCGUCGCAAUAUCCACUUAUUUAAAUAUUACCAGUAUCUGAAAUAUUUCCUCUAUCUGUAUUUGGAGAUUUCAGACAUCAUUUUCCACAGCAUUUGUCCAAAAAAGAACAAAAAACAAACAAAACAAAACAAAAAAAAAAAAAAACACCUAGGCUACCGAGUGUAUUGACUACAGUAUACCCCCUUAGUGUCCAGCAGCAACAUGUCGCAAAGCUGUCUGCAAUUCAGCGGUUUUACUGUGAGCUGUAUAGGCUGGGUCGGAAUAAUUAUCGCGACUGCCACCAACGACUGGGUUGUGACCUGUAAAUAUGGCAUGCACACCUGCAAGAAGAUGGACGAAUUGGGCGCCAAAGGUUUAUGGGCCGAUUGUGUCAUUUCUACGGACCUAUAUCACUGCAUUGCUUUAAAUCAGAUCCUCACCUUACCUGCGUACAUCCAGACAUCUCGCGCACUGAUGAUCACGGCUUCCAUUCUCGGGCUGCCCGCCAUGGUGCUCGUGCUGAUGGCCAUGCCCUGCAUUAACCUGGGAAAUGAACACGAGAGCGCCAAGCACAGGCGUUCGGUUCUGGGAGGGGUAUUGAUUCUCCUAAUGGCUCUAUGUGGGAUUGUGUCGACCGUGUGGUUCCCCAUUGGUGCGCACCAUGAGCAAGGCCUUAUGUCCUUUGGCUUCUCCCUGUACGCUGGCUGGGUAGGCUCCGCCUUCUGUCUGCUGGGGGGCUCGGUGAUCAGCUGUUGCUCCAGUGACCGCCCUGUCCAGUAUGCAGAGAACCGCUUCUACUACUCCAAGCAGGGUGGAGCCAACUUUGCCCCCACCUCCUCCUCCUCUGCCAACCACGCCAAGAGUGCACACGUCUGAGCUGGAUGGGCGGGGUGGGUUGAGUCAACCUAAACACCUCCCAUUCAAAGGGAAAAUGAACUUCAUGGGUCAGGAGCCUGUGGAAUUAUGGAGAACCAUUGUACAUAUGAAUGGUAUGUACAGCGAACUGAAAUGCAGAGACUAUAUCCCCCCACCUCCACACUUUUCUGGAAGAUCUGUUUAACUAUGUCAGACUUCUGGUAAAAGGUGUUUGAUUUGACAUUCACCCCCAACAGACUUUAUGUGAUCACUCACACCGGCAUCUUGGUCCGCCCAUUGAACUGGUAUCUACAUGGCAUUGGGGGGUGCACAUUUUAAAGGGAACUUAUCAAAAACUUCAGUUUUCUCCUGACUGUUGCAUUUUGAUACAAAUGUAUAUUUUUGUCAUAAAUGUUAACUUUCCAUUGGAAAUAUUUGUUUUUUUAUGAAUGUAUAAUUGUAUGUUUAAACCAGUUAUUGUGAAUGCAAAUGAUAAAAUAUGUACAGUUUGAAUAGCUGCAGUUUAAGUGAUUUAAGUGACAUUUGGGAACUUCCCACCAUGGAGGACUUUGCUUGUAUUUGUGUCUCUGUGUGGAAAAUUACCAUAAUCAGCACUGUCUGACCCAUGACUGACACAUAGCUCUAGUGGGUGUGGUGCCAGUGCUUCGUACAGGAGACAGUCUAUUGGAGCGACUCACUUACAAAAGACUUUUCCUCUUCAACUUUUUUUUUUCUGAAUUUUACAUCCAAGAAGGGCGGUUAUUUAUUGCAAUAUGUCUAGCCCAGUUACGCUCAGUAUGUUGUUUCUUUUAUUAAAGAUAUGUUUCU